Molecule: messenger RNA, 2142 nt
Organism: Didymodactylos carnosus
Lineage: Eukaryota; Metazoa; Rotifera; Eurotatoria; Philodinida; Philodinidae
Source: the annotation of a GenBank genome assembly
CCCACGUAAAAAAACCAAACGAAAGCUAUGGUGUUCCACACUGCAGCAGUCCAAAUUGAAGUAGUGCAAAUGCAAGCAGUUCUAGUCCAAAUUGGAGUACUCCAGUAGUUCUUUUUGGGUUGCGACGAAAGUUCUUUUUUUAUGUGAUGAAAAUUAACGUGACGGAAGUGCUAUCAUUCCCAAACUAGCGACGUCCUCGUCAAUAUAGUCGACAAAGAGGUGAGAUUCAUAAUCUAUGUCGUUUCUGUUUCGGACAUAGUUGGCUUUGAUGAAAACCUUAUUGAACCGUACGUACAUCAAUGGGUUGUCAAGCUAUUUUGUGCCUAAGUAUUUUCCCAUGAUCCUUAGCAGUUCGAACAAUGUAUAGGUCACUGUAUAGUUCUCUAUACCUAGUUCGAAAAACACAUCACUCUGAUUUGUUUGCUAGAUAUCUGGCUGGAUGCACAAUGUGCCCUCCUCUGUCACGUGUUGGUCGUAUCACGAAAAAACUUAAGUCAUCGACUUAACUAAGUCUAGACCUAAGUCAGACUUAAGUGUAUAAAAUUAGCACGUAAGCGCACAUAACGAAGACUUAAAUCUGACUUAUGUCCAAAUUUUGACUUAAGUCAGACUAUAAGCCAGACUUAAGUUUUUUUGUGAUACGGCCCUGCGGACAUUGUGCUGUAUAAGCUGAUGAGGGGAUUAUACCAAAUGAUAAAUCGCUAUGUGGAUAAAUUAGAUGGACUAUAGGUAGUCGAGGGUGCUGAUUCCGAAUAUGAACAUCAGAAAUACCCUUAGGCAUUCCGAUGUGUAGAUUGCAAUUGUGACUUUCGUCACAUCUGUAGUUUAAUGAUAAUUUUCUGCUGCUGUAUUAUCGUUCAUGUAGAAUAAAAUAAAGCUGAAAAGCAAAGAAUGCGACAUUAUACCGAUUGUCUAUUUAUUUUAUCAUAUUUUUUUAUUAAUACUUCUUAAGAAGUAAACGUAAACAUUUUCACAUUUUUGCCCGAUAGAGCAACGAUCUUUUGAAAACUUUCAUUCAGUUUCGGAAGAAAACGCACGGAACGGGCGUUAGAAACACAAGAUGAAUUUCAUUCUUCAUUGUGGGAGCUAGGUGUUAGUGUCGAAUACCAAACAUGUGCAACACCGAAGUUCGAAAACUUUUAUAUAAUUCGUUAUAAAACAUGCCAGUUUGCAACGUAUGCACGAGAAAAAUUACAUGCAUUUCAGUUUCCGGAUGGAGAAGUAUUAUCUGUACAAUAUUAUGAUGACAAAAUUAUCGCCGAUUUAGUUAGUUCUCAAAAUGGAAGUUAUGAUACAUGUGGAAUUGGACAGUUAAUCCACCAGAUGAGUAAUCUUCAAGGUAGUCAAGAAGAAUACUUAGAACAUUGUAACAUCCCAUUACCACCAAAACAAAAAUAUGCGCCAUUUGAUUGUCCAGUAGCUAAAACGCUUCAGAUAUCUCCACAACGUUCGAUACCAGAUGAUUAUCUUCGUGAUGUUUUCAAUCGUUUUGGUAAUUUAAUUGAUGUUAGUAUGCAUGGCCCAAGAACGGCGUAUGCCACUUACGCCGAUGUUAAAAGUGCAAAUCGAGCAUGUGAACAGUUAAAUGAUUUAAUGGAAGAAGCAUUUCGUAUUAAUCAACGAAAAAGUCGGAAAGCAAAAAAUGAUGUUGCAGUCCAAGGAACAAACGAUUCCAGUGUAUUAAGUAAAGUAUCAAUGGUUAAAUUGGGCUAUUUCGAUGACCCGUAUAUCGGUGAAUUUGUUGAAAAAGAUGUUCGCCGAUCACCAUCAAUUAAUCGUGGUUAUUAUAUUCGUAUGAAAGCACUUGAAUAUGCAUUAAACACGUUUUAUUCCAUAUACGAUCAACAAGAUGUUCAAAUUGUGAAUUUAGGUGCAGGUUUUGAUUCCACAUGGUUUCGAUUAAGUGAUGAACGAAAAACUCGAACUUAUUUCGUCGAUAUUGAUUUUCCAGAUGUUAUGAAACGAAAAUUAUCGUUGAUAGCUGCUCGUCCAAAAUUAAAUGAUAUUUUUGAAUCACAUCAAGAAACUUACAGUGUUUUAGAUAAUUUUGUGCUAGAUGCGGAUUUUGAUAUUAAACGUGGAAUUAACACGCGAAUGUCAUGGUCUAAUCGAGACGCGUCGUUAACUGUGAAAUCAGAUUAA